Messenger RNA from Coffea eugenioides, 1951 nucleotides. RefSeq lists its product as uncharacterized. Gene Ontology annotation, molecular function: glycosyltransferase activity. Lineage: Eukaryota; Viridiplantae; Streptophyta; Magnoliopsida; Gentianales; Rubiaceae. The record is from RefSeq and is a predicted model, not a curated record. The transcript is spliced from 2 exons. The coding region runs from base 27 to 1466 and encodes 479 amino acids.
GAUGCGAGAUUGAUCUUGGAGACCCGAUGAAAAUGGAGGAACAUGAAAAACCUUGCACCCAGACCAAGAAAGAAUGCCGGUCAAUCACCUUCCUCAUACUCUUUCAGUUUUUGUUCUCCUUAGUAAUUGUCUUCUACGUUCAAUCAUUCACUCUUGAUUCUUCCUUCCAUCCAAGUUCGAGUCCGAAGGCCAUUUUCCCCCAGUGCAAAACAGAGGCUGGUGCGUGGAACCAGACUAAGGUCAUCGAUGCCUUGGUUGACAAACUAAAGCAGUCGGUGACUUUCCUGCCCCUGAAGGACCUCAGGUUUUCAGAAUCUGCCAUGACAGGCAACACAUGGUUCAUGAGUUCAUUGAACGACACUCUGGAGGAGAAUGAAGCUGAACACUUGUAUUUCCCUUCAGAGGCAUCCCGAGGCCGGCUUCUUUGCCUGAAGGGACGUGACACAAGUGAUGGCACAAAAAAUUCCUAUGCAUUGGCAUGGAAAGAGAGUCUACCUGAAUCAGCCAUUCUCUUGGAAGGCCUUACUUUUAUAUCAGACACCUACUUCAAUCACGAUAACUUGUGGCAUGGAGUAUCUGCUGCGGCCCCUUUCGUGAGAUGGUCUAUGAAGAAUGGGUGCUCGAGGCCAAGUAGAUGGGUGCUGUUUCACUGGGGAGAACUCAGGCACAAAAUGGGAUCGUGGCUUGGGCACUUGAUGCAAAUAAACUAUGGGGAUGUUAAGGUGGAAGGAUUUGAUAAAGGAGAUGGACCUUACUGCUUUGAGAAGGCUCUUGUGAUGAGGCAUGAUACAGGAGCAAUGGGAUCGGAGAGCAAAUUGAAGGCUUUUGACUUGUUACGCUGCAAGGCCAGAAAGUUUUGUGGCUUCAACCAAGUAAGAAGAGGGAUAGAGGUCCAUGAAAGAGGUUUACCACUUAUCAAGUUCACUCUGCUAAUGCGACGAGGCUCGAGGUCUUUCAAGAAUGCAACGGCUGUGAGAGAGAUAUUCGCAAAAGCUUGCGCUGCAGUAGAAGGAUGCCAGUUCGAUGUGGUUCAGUCGGAAGAUCUAAGCUUCUGUGAUCAGGUGCUUGUAAUGAGCAAGAGCGACAUUGUGGCAUCUCCACACGGGGCUCAGUUGACGAACAUGUUCUUCAUGGAUAGGAACAGCAGCAUUAUGGAAUUCUUCCCAAAAGGAUGGCUGGAGCAUGCAGGAGUAGGCCAAUAUGCCCACCACUGGCUGGCAAAUAUGUCAGGAAUGAAACACCGAGGGGCGUGGUGGGAUCAAAACGGCCAAGAGUGCCCGAAUCCCAAAGAUGAACUUCAAUGCUUUUUCUUCCACAAAGAUGGACAAGUUGGUCACAACAAAACCUACUUUACCGAAUGGGCCAAAAAGGUCCUUCACGAAGUGAGGCAUGAGAAAUUGGAAGAAGCUACCAAAAGGCAGGUAGAUGAUGAUCGGCAGCUCACUUCAAAAGCCUGUGCUUGCUAGUCAGUCAAUUUUGGCAACAGGCACCGGGCCACGAAAGCAAGAAACAUCAAAUAAGCAAGCAACUAGCAAGAGUUGACAGUCGUUUAAGCAAACUACAGAUGAAUAUUCCAUUCAUACUGCAUAAAGCAUAGAAUUUGAUGGCAAGAACACAUUUGGUUAUACAUCAGUUCCUCUUUCUUGAUUGCUCGGCCACUAAACAAAACUUUAACAGUAGAGUAAGACAAUUCUCUCACACAGUAGUCUCUCAUUAGGCAGCCUAAACACAGAUUUUCUACUUUUUGGCAGGAGGAUUGGAAAUGAAAAUGCUUUUCUAGCAACUCUGUCAAUACAAGUAGCAUUACUAUCAUGGAGAUGAUUUACAUUUGACACAUGCUGCGUUCUCUAAGACUAGAUCCCUUGUGACAUGGUCUUGAAACAAUUGACAUGAGAAUCUAUCCCAAAAACAAUCUGCCGUCAUCUUCUUGAGAACUUGGAUAAGAAGUAGA